Molecule: messenger RNA, 3785 nt
Organism: Rhagoletis pomonella (apple maggot)
Lineage: Eukaryota; Metazoa; Arthropoda; Insecta; Diptera; Tephritidae
Gene: mei-9
Product: DNA repair endonuclease XPF
Exons: 9
Coding region: 117-3224 (1035 amino acids)
Biological process (GO): double-strand break repair via homologous recombination; resolution of meiotic recombination intermediates; nucleotide-excision repair involved in interstrand cross-link repair
Cellular component (GO): nucleotide-excision repair factor 1 complex
Molecular function (GO): single-stranded DNA binding; single-stranded DNA endonuclease activity; damaged DNA binding
Source: RefSeq, a predicted model, not a curated record
UUAUAUUUAUUUAGGUAUCAGCUGUUUUGUAAAUUGUAAACAAUUCUAUGCACCGGUGAAAUUAAGCGCGAUCUGAUGAAAUAUUGGACAUAAACGUAUAGAAUCUGGUUUUCGAAAUGGAAAGCGAAGAGCAAAAGGAAACCGGUGCCGAUGACAUCGACUGUAGGCCUUCAUGCUCCAAACACGCCAUGCAGAAUAGCAAAGUGGACACUGAAUCCUUUGCUGAUAAGGCGUCGUCCGCAGGCGCCGAGGCACCUUCAAAAGGAGAAGAAUCUGGGUUUAAAGAUGACGAUGCAGAUUUAGCAAACGUUAUGACCGCUGAGGAAUAUUUGCAGCGCAAAGAUGUACAAAUGCUCGAAUAUGAGCGGCAAAUUUUUCUGGAUAUAGUAAAUGCGGAUGGUCUAAUAGUUUGCGCCAAAGGUUUACAUUACGACCGCGUACUAACCAAUGUGCUUCGAGUUUACAGUGAUCCCGGCAACUUAGUGCUCGUAAUAAAUUGUUCUGAUUGGGAAGAGCAGUACUAUAAAUCGAAAGUAGAGCAAAAAUAUGUGCAUGAAGUAGCUACAACUGCCACAGAGCGCGAACGUGUUUACUUGGAGGGUGGUAUCCAAUUUAUAAGCACCCGCAUUUUAGUUGUUGAUAUGUUGAAGAAUCGUAUUCCGAUCGAAUUGAUAACCGGCAUUGUGGUAAUGCGCGCACACACAAUCAUUGAAUCCUGCCAGGAGGCAUUUGCUUUGCGGCUUUAUCGCAUGCGUAACAAAAUCGGUUUCAUUAAAGCCUUCUCCAGCAGCGCUGAAGCAUUUACAAUUGGUUAUGGCCACAUAGAGCGUACUAUGCGCAAUCUCUUUGUAAAACAACUCUUUAUUUGGCCUCGUUUUCAUGCUAUCGUACAACAUUCACUAAAACCCUACGAGGCGCAAACAAUUGAACUACAUGUCCCAAUGACCCAGAAAAUGACGUUGAUACAAACUCAUCUGCUCGAUAUAAUGAAUUAUUUGGUGCGCGAAAUCAAGCGUAUUAACCGGUUGAUCGAUUUAGAUGAGAUCACUGUGGAGAAUUGCAUAACUAAGAAGUUUCAUAAAAUUCUGCAAGCGCAGCUGGACUGCAUUUGGCAUCAAUUGAACUCACAAACAAAACUGAUUGUGGCGGAUUUGAAAAUUUUGCGCAAUCUGAUGAUCUCUACAAUAUAUCACGAUGCUGUGGCCGCUUAUGCGCUAACGAAACGCUACCGCACAACAGAAUAUGCGCUAGGUAACUCUGGCUGGACGCUGCUGGACUCAGCUGAGCAGCUAUUCAAGCUAUCAAAGGAGCGUGUUUAUAAUCCACAAGGCGAAUUUGAACCUGAACCCUGUCCUAAAUGGAAAUACCUGGCUGAAAUACUUAAAGUUGAGAUUCCCGGUGACAUGAAACGUUCACAUCCUGAUUGUCUGGUGCCGCCAAAAGUGCUAAUUCUCUGUCAAGAUACACGCACUUGUUUCCAAUUGCGACAGUUUCUCACACAAGGUGGUGAGCGGUUUUUGCUUUACGCCGCUAUGCAACAUGAAAUACCAAUUGGAAAGCUGGCUGCUAGCUAUGAUAAACUGAAGAAUGUUAAAGAUAUUGCAAAAGCGCUAACACAACUUGAACAAUCUGCAGCUGCCGCUCAGGCGAAUACGCAGAAAUUCAGCAGCUCACAGAAAUCAGGGAAAGAGCCCAUUGAUGGGAUAGAUGUUGACGAUGAAGGUCAAUGCGCGCCGAUAGAUGAACUAACGCAGCUGUUGACUGGCGCUGAUGGCGAUGAGCCGCUCACAGCUACGUACUUUCAAGAAAGCUAUAUGCUGACAAUGACGCAACUUGGCGAUGGUGAUGAUACGUUCUGUGUGAUUGGCACUGAUGCGGAUGCUGGUGGCGCUGCGGCAAAUAAUGUCAAUACUUCAGUUUUUGAGCCAUUCCCGGAGCUGGAAAAUUUGGACAUCACUGCCGCUGUAGCUGCACGAAAUCAACCUCUAAUCUGCAUACAGACAUUUAAGACAGAACGUGAUGGUGCUAUGGGACUCGACCGCAUACUAGAAGAGAUACAGCCACAAUAUGUGAUUAUGUAUCAUUGCAAUGUUACUGCCAUUAGGCAAUUGGAAGUAUACGAAGCUCGUCAACACCGUCCAGCGAAACACCGUAUGCGUGUAUUUUUCCUAUUGCAUGCUCGUACCGUUGAAGAGCAGUCCUACUUGACGAGCUUGCGACGCGAAAAACAGGCAUUCGAAUUUAUCAUUGAGACGAAGCGCGUAAUGGUCAUACCUGAGUAUCAGGACGGCAAAACCGAUGAAGCUUUCAUACUCUAUAAAACAUACGCUGAGGCCGAAGGUUUGGAGGAGGCUAAUGCCGCUAGCCGUAAUGCAGGUGGGCAAGCGAGUCUUGUGCCAUUUGCUGCACCCAAAAUCAUUGUUGACAUGCGUGAAUUCCGUUCGGAUUUACCGUGCCUGAUACACAAACGUGGUAUGGAAGUGCUGCCAGUUACUAUAACGAUCGGCGACUACAUACUCACGCCAGAUACUUGUGUUGAACGCAAAUCAAUUUCUGAUCUAAUCGGUUCACUUAAUUCCGGCCGCUUAUACAAUCAGUGCAUACAAAUGCAGCGUUUUUAUGCCAAGCCUAUUUUAUUGAUAGAAUUUGAUCAGAAUAAACCAUUUCAUCUCCAGGGUAAAUAUAUGCUCUCACAGAACACCAGCUCUACCCACUCUGAUAUUGUGCAGAAGCUACAAUUGCUCACAAUACACUUUCCAAAAUUACGCCUCAUAUGGUCACCAAGUCCUUAUGCCACCGCACAAUUGUUCGAGGAGCUAAAGUUGGGUAAACCUCAACCUGAUCCAAAGCAAGCAGCCGCUGUCGGUAUUGACGAAGCCGGCAGCAGCACCGAGGAGCUAAAAUAUAAUCCCAAUAUUUACGAUUUUCUGCUGCGCUUACCAGGCGUAAAUACGCGUAAUGUACAUAUGCUAAUGCGUCAAGGUGGUUCCCUGAAGGAGUUGCUAAGGCGUACACAGGUUGAGCUCGGCGAAAUGCUUGAUUCGCAAGAGAACGGGCGCAUGUUGUGGGAUGCAUUGCAUGUGGCGCAUUUGCCCGAGAAAGAUGAGGUUUCCGGCGCAGCUGCCCUGGUUGCUGGCAAAUCUUUUGGUAAUCAUUCGCGCUUCCGGCGUGGCGCAGCGGCUGCGGUGGCGGCGCGUGGUGUGCAGAGGCGAUUCAAGAAAUGAAAUUUGAAAAAAAGAAUAUUCAUUUAUAUUUAUUUUUGUACCCAGUUUUUGGCUUUUUUAAGUGCAUUUUUAAAAAGGAUAUUUAUUGAAGAAUUAAAAUUCGUUUCAGAAUUGAAUAACUAGCCCUGAUUUGGUUUAACAUAUAGGUUAUUGUUGUUGUUGUAGCAACAGUGCUCAACCCCCAGGUUCUGUCAUGUGUCGUCAUCUUCAUUCUCUGAAUCUGCAAGCCUGAGGGCGAUGAAUCUGGUAGGUGGUGUCGAUGAGCGCAGUCCAGAGCACUUCUGGUGUCAGCUUCGUUGGGUUGGAGGUGCAUCUGAAGAGAAGUUGUGCGCUGUGAGGACCUUGCCCCCAUGCUGGGCAGGUGUUUGCCACUUCUGUGUUCAGCUGAGAGAGGUAGCUGUUAAGACGGUGGUUGCGCGUGCUGAGACUCGAUCUGACCGCAUCGCUGUGUAGGCUGUUGACAGAGCUGGGUAAAUGCAAUAACAUUACAAUUGCAAUUGCAUUUCUAAGUAAUUGUAAUUAGAAAUCAAUUCAUUCAGUCCACAGUUAGUGGAUUGAUUA